Symbiodinium necroappetens is the source of this 2031-nucleotide messenger RNA. NCBI's taxonomy places the organism in Eukaryota, Dinophyceae, Suessiales, Symbiodiniaceae. The record is from the annotation of a GenBank genome assembly.
GCUAGUGGCCCCGAUGGCCUCCCCGGCGAAGCCUUCAAAGCCCUACCUGCGUCCCUCUCCUCUUUGGUCCUGCCCUUAGUCCUCAAAUUGGGUCUCUUGGGCGAAGAGGGUGCCGGCUUGAAAGGUGGGCGCAAAGGGGCAUCGGCGGUCUUUGGGAGCCAUCUGACCCGGGCUUUCGUACAGUGGUGCUCGGUACAUAAACAGCCCGCAUGCAUCCUGUACGCAGACGUUGCUUCUGCCUAUUAUAAUUCCGUGCGUGAUAUCACAGCCCAACGCCUGGAUGUGGACGGGCGCCCUGUUGACUCUCUCGCCGUGGCAAAUCUUCCUGCUGAUGUCAAUGUGGCGGACGCACUAGCAUCAGGAAGUGCCUUUCGCUCCAAUGGGGCGUCACCCUGGCUCGAAUCACUGGCCGCCGAAAUGCACCGCGGGUCUUGGUUUGCGUUGCGCGGUGACCACAUUCCUGUGGUCACCCACCGUGGCUCGAGGCCUGGAUCAUCGCUCGCUGACAUUAUGUACAGCGCCGGAGUCGGCUGCAUCCUUGCGAAGCGUGAUGCCCUUCGCACUGCUGAUCCCACUGCGGGCCGAGUUCCCCGCAUCCCGUGGGACGGCCGACGGGACAUUUCUCCCGCUGAUGCUCCUACGCAAUGGCCAAGCCUGAGUGAGGUUAUCUGGGCGGAUGACCUUGCCGAGUUUUUCCUGUUGUCCGACUCAGCCCGUGCCGCACACCAGGUUGGACUAGAGGCCUCCUUUUUGGACGAGGCCUUUGGUAGCCACGGGUACACUUUGACCUACGGCACCUCUAAGACCGCUGCCAUGGUUCUGCUCGGCGGCCGUGGGUCCAAGGCUGCUAAGCGGGCCCUUUUCGGGCGCGCUGGUGUGAUCACGGUUGUGCGAGAGCACCACCCUGCGGCCUCCCUUCCUUUGGUGGCUCAAUAUAAGCACCUUGGGGUUAUGGUCGGUACGUCUUUCCUUACCGAGCUUCGAGCCAGGUGUGCCUCCGCGUGGGCUGCUUUUCGUCAAGGGCGUGUGCGGGCCUACCGGUGUCGUCGUAUUUCUGUUGCCCGAAGGGGAGCACUCCUUCGUGCCAUGGUGCUCCCGAGACUCCUCUUCGGGGCUGGUGCGUGGCCAUCCUUGCGACAAGGAGAGCGCACUUUAUUCCACAGAACCCUUGUCUCCAUGUAUCGGCAGACCCUGUGUAUCCCUCGGACCGAAGAUCAACACAUCACAGGGGCCACUAUGUGCGCUCUUCUACACCUGCCAGACCCCACUACGGUGCUCCGUGUCGAGCGCCUUCGCUAUUUGCGCCAGAUGGUUCAAGCCGCGCCUGACGCAUUGUGGGCCCUCGUGAGUUACUUCGGCUUACCUCUCAUGCUGCCCUUCAAGCUUGUCAUCGCUUUCUCUCUCAUUUCUGCCUUGAAGGUGCACGGGUACCGUACCCGUGCUACCGAGACGACCCGGGGAUGCCAGCAGGAGCCCGAUUGCCAUCCUGGACUUUUGGCUGCACUCCUGGAGCUAGAUGCCGGGGACGAGUCAGUCGCCUGGGAAGCUGUGGCCGAUUUUAUCGCCCCCCUUGAACACCUACGGUGCACAGUCCGUGCCUGGCGCGCCCACGCCAAUGCACAGUCUUUCGCCCCAGAGGUGGCUACCAACCUUCUGCUGCUUCUCGAUCCCGAUCUAUGCUGCGACUCUUUUCCGCAGCCACGCCCCAGGCCAGCUGUUGUGGACUUUUUGGCCCCUUUCCCCCCGCUGCGGGGCUUGGCCUUGCCCGUCGCUCAAACCGGUGCUCCGUCCUUUUGGGACAUCGACCCUCCACCUUUGCCUAGCUUCGUGUAUCCCUUCGACAGCAGUGCUCCUUUGGCCGCUGCCUCUCGUCACGUUGCUUGGCUGGAGGCGACCACUGAUGUCGUCCUCCAAGCGGUACAGAUGUCCCUCGAGCACCCUGUUAGCAUUCGGGCACCACCUGCUGCGCUCCGUUGUCUCGAGCCAUUGUCUUCAUGGCUGCGAGACGGGGGCCUUCCUUUUGACGGCUGA